Messenger RNA from Ricinus communis (castor bean), 1704 nucleotides. RefSeq names its product ATP-dependent Clp protease proteolytic subunit-related protein 1, chloroplastic. Gene Ontology annotation, molecular function: serine-type endopeptidase activity; ATP-dependent peptidase activity; ATPase binding. The transcript is spliced from 9 exons. Gene Ontology annotation, cellular component: endopeptidase Clp complex. NCBI's taxonomy places the organism in Eukaryota, Viridiplantae, Streptophyta, Magnoliopsida, Malpighiales, Euphorbiaceae. The coding region runs from base 121 to 1284 and encodes 387 amino acids. The record is from RefSeq and is a predicted model, not a curated record. Gene Ontology annotation, biological process: protein quality control for misfolded or incompletely synthesized proteins.
UCGCGACUCCUAAAUUCACAAAAACCUCAAGCUUAGCUAUCAUCAAUCUUCCUACAGCACACUUAAACAGGUAAUUAAAAUUCAGAAGCAAGCAGACCUUAGUGAAUCAGAAAAUCAGCCAUGGCAACUUCUCUACUAUCUCAACUUUCAGCUCCAACUCCAGAACUAACAAAUCACUCAACUGGGUUACUGCAAAAAUCCUCUCUUUUUCUUUCAAACAGCAAGGUUUUCUUCAUACCCAAUUCAAGAAAGCAAAGAUCAGUUCAACAAAGAUGUUAUAAAUCCCCUUCUGCAUCUGGGAAUUCUAUGGACCAUAUUCCCAAGCAGUUUAGACAAGAAAAUCUCAAGGAUGGAUUGAUGGAAAAUUACAAAAAUGUACCACGACAUCUUUAUGGUCUUACUCCUUCACAACUGGACAUGUUCAUGACUGAAGAUAAUCCAGUUCGUAGACAGUCAGAAAGUGUUACAGAGGAAAGCAUCUCUUCGAGGAAUAACUAUUUGGAACACGGGGGAAUGUACAGUGUAUCAGGCAUGAUGGAUAGGGGUCCUUCAAAAUAUAGUAUGAGUGUGAGUAUGUACCGUGGAGGAGGCAGAGGAUAUGGGAGACCAAGAAGUGCUCCUCCUGAUUUGCCGUCAUUGCUCUUGGAUGCUCGGAUAUGUUAUCUGGGAAUGCCUAUUGUACCAGCAGUCACUGAGCUUCUUGUUGCUCAGUUUAUGUAUUUGGAUUACGAUGACUCAUCAAAGCCUAUAUACUUAUACAUAAACUCAUCUGGGACGCAGAACGAGAAGAUGGAAACUGUUGGUUCUGAGACAGAGGCAUAUGCUAUUGCUGAUGCCAUGUUUUACUGCAAAUCAACUGUCUAUACUGUAAAUUGCGGCAUGGCAUAUGGUCAGGCAGGAAUGCUUCUCUCUCUAGGAGCCAAGGGUUAUCGUGCUUUGCAGCCAAAUGCGUCCACAAAAUUGUAUCUGCCAAAAGUUAACAGAUCAAGUGGAGCUGUUAUAGAUAUGUGGAUUAAGGCCAAGGAACUUGAUGCAAAUACCGAGUAUUAUAUUGAUCUAUUAGCAAAAGGAACUGGGAAGACUAAGGAAGAAAUUAAUAAAGAUAUACAGCGACCUAAAUAUUUCAACUCAAAAGAAGCUAUAGAAUAUGGCCUUGCAGAUAAGAUAGUCGACUCAAGUGAUGAUGCAUUCGAGAAACGGGAUUAUGAUGCAUUGCUUGCUCAAUCCAAAGCAAUGAGAGCAGCAGCUGCGGGUCCAAGAGCAGCUCCUUCAGGAUUUAGGUAAUUACAUAGUAUAAGGACAAACAGCACCAAAAGUAUAAGGGAGGUUUAUGCAGUUGAUGGUGGAGCGAGUUUCCAUGACUUGGUAGACAAUGAUCAGUGUCCUUGUUUCUAAGUGAUAUGCAAUUUGUAUCUUUGGGGAGAGGGCUACGGAAAAGAAAAAGGUUUCAUCUUUCCUGCUAAAUAUUGAAUGCAAAGCUGCUAGCACCUCAAAACUCGUGGUUUUUGGAUACUCUGAUUCUCUUUGAUGAUUGUUGCUGCUCUUUUUUUUUUUUUUCCAUGCUGUAAUAUCCAAUUUCUUUGUUGAAAAUGGAAGUAUUGGUAGAUAAAAGGUCGACUAUAUGCUCACUGCAUUUCCUUCUGAUUUUGCUUUUUUUUAAGGAAGUGACAAUCUUAAGGAAAGUGAGGUGAUUAAUUUGCUUCA